Molecule: messenger RNA, 11068 nt
Organism: Vespa crabro (European hornet)
Lineage: Eukaryota; Metazoa; Arthropoda; Insecta; Hymenoptera; Vespidae
Gene: Dscam3
Product: Down syndrome cell adhesion molecule-like protein Dscam2
Exons: 33
Coding region: 1540-7479 (1979 amino acids)
Biological process (GO): axon guidance; cell-cell adhesion
Cellular component (GO): plasma membrane; axon
Molecular function (GO): protein binding
Source: RefSeq, a predicted model, not a curated record
UUACUUCUAUUUUCUUUUCUUUUUUUUCGUAAACGAUGACGACUAUUUCCUUUUUCUCUCUUUGUCUGUCAAUCUCUCUCUUUGUCUUUUUGUCUAUCUAUUUCUUUUUCUCACCUUUAUCUGUAUCAUCAUCGUAACGCGUCGAUCAUCGACUUAACAAACGAAAAGGGUGAUCUUCGAAAGAUCGAUGGAAACCGAUGCGACGAGAACGUUCUUCGUGAUGUCAUCAAUGAAUUUUUAGUGGAUUCUUUCUCUUUCUCUCUCUCUCUCUCUCUCUUUCUCUCUCUUUUUCUUUCUUUCUUAUUGUCUUUAGAAAAAGUCAAGCUUCGAAAGGAGGGUAGUAUAGUGAGCCCUCGAACCACGUGGCUGCGGCUCAAAGUUAGUGCGUUAAAAUAGAGAAUUUGAAUCUUCGUCUCUUCAUGAUAUUUUUUUUAAUGAUACUGCACGGACGAAAGUAUAGGAAUUCGUGACGUGUGAAAAUUUUUCAUGAAAAAGUUACGCUUGUUAUUUAUAUUGUCUAAGAUUUAAUCGACGUUUGGGAGAUGCUCGUCGAUAUUCCGUCGUUCGAUUAUUAAAAACGAUUCUUUUCGCGAAAGAUUCAUGUGAUUAAUGGGUUACAGUGUUUCCAUCCCUACUCCUUUCUCUCCCAUAUCUUUUGGUCGAACACAAUGACACAGCACGAAGCCUCGUCGAACGGGAAUAAUAGAAUCGUCGAUUCGCUUUCUUCUUUCUUUUUUUUUAUUUCCUCAUUUCUCGUAAAUAAAAAGAAAAAAAUAAAAAAAAUGGAGGGUUAAAGGGUGGGCCAUGCCGGUAUAGGAAAAAAAGAAUCUCGUUAAUCUCGCGAAGGAAAAUAUCGUUUCGCAAAGAGUCGCAGUAACGAGGUGCCGUGUAAUCAAUAUCGCGUCGAUAUUCUUUUUUUAGAACAUUUAAGAGGUCGUCGUUCGCAUAACAUGUUUCACUUAUAAUAUAUUUUGCGUCAGCGAAUGAACGAAGAGAAAGAGAGAAAGGGACAUUUGGGAGAAGUGUAAAAAAGGAAAAUAAAAAAAGAAUAAACUUGUCGAUCUCUCGAAGUAUGGGAAAAAAGAUUUAAAUUUUGGCGGGACUCGUAGAUAGGAGAACGCGUUUGCUCGAGAGAGAAUCGAAGGUGCCCGCCGUGUGUGGAGAUUAUUCGAAACUCCUCGGAUAAGAACGCGAGGAACGCGCCGUUACGGGACUUUGUUCGAUGGUGGUAGUGUACUCUUGGUGGUGUGAUGGUGCCGGUUUGCGGUAGAACGCUUAACCGAUGUUGGGAUUGCACGUGUGGGUAACGUGCAGCACAUUACGUAAUUCAAGCCUCACAAACAGGAGCGGUGAGUUACAGUUCAGUCUGGGGGAGUAUCGGAUCGGCAUAGCCAAACCCAGCGCUCUAAUUACAAGCAGCAGUACGAAGAUCCGACUGGUGAUAUUCCAGAAAGAUUUUUAAAUGAAUAAGAUUUGGUGAGGAAAGUUUUGAGAAUGCGUUGAAUCGAGCCACGUCGUUGACGAACUUGGGCUGUGGGAAUGGAUUCGACCUUGUUGCUACUCCUUUUAGUCGCCUCGUGGAGCAGCCUCGGAGUUGUCGUCCUCGGUCAGCAAGGUCCGGAAUUCGUUCUCGAGCCACCAAGCACUUUAGUUUUCUCCAACACAACCGGCUCUCAAUUGAGUUGUUCCGCACAUGGGAGUCCGACGCCACACGUCACGUGGAUAACUAGUCCGGAUCAAAGAUCGGUCUCGGCGGUUCCCGGACUACGGCAACUGUUGGGAAACGGGACGCUUUAUUUCCCGCCGUUUCUAGCGCAGGACUUCCGUGCAGAAGUUCACAACGCAAGAUACAGAUGUCGAGCGACCAGCUCCGUUGGGACGAUACUAUCUCGCGAGGUCACUCUACGUGCAGUACUCACGGUGUCCGGAUAUGACGUAAGAGUAAACAGAUCGCCAGUAGUCGAGGGUUGCAACGCUGUGCUAUCUUGUACGGCACGAGAAGACAUCAAAGAACAUCUUACCGUCACUUCGUGGUUUCGAGACGACGCCAUACUUUUGCCCGGAAGCACGGACACCGGUGGAAGAUUCGUGGUAACGUCGCAAGGCGAUCUUCACAUAAGGGCAGUCAGACCAGAGGACGGCAGAGUCACUUACUCCUGUCUGACCCUUCACGCUUUGACCGGUGAACGAAGAAGAAGCGAAUCUGCCACUUUGACGGUCACCGAACCCACAACAUCCAUAGCACCGAGGUUGAUGCAAAGAUCGCAAAUUGCUAUCUCUGCGGAAAGCGGAUCGGACGUGCAUUUGACCUGUUCUGCCCAAGGAAGCCCACCACCGCAAUUUACCUGGUAUCGCGAUGUUAACGGACAAGCUAUACCAGUGGAGUCGUUCGGUAGAAUUCAACUUUGGGGUGACCUGAUGCAAAUUCGUCGUGUGGACGCUCAGGAUGCCGGAAGGUACAUUUGUCGAGCAAGUAACCAACUAGGCGAACAACGAGCGGAAACGCAUUUGUCGGUCACGUCGAAGUUGAAUGCUAGAAUUCAGCCUCGUCUCCAGGUCGUCAAUUCCGGUGAAACUGCAACGAUGAACUGCACGGUCGAGGGUUAUCCGGUCGAGAGCGUCGAGUGGUUGCACGAUGGUGUAUUGGUAUUGACCGCUCAGGACACGAGAAUCAGAUUGUUGGCUCCCAUGGUGCUCGUGAUAGGAUCCGUUGGCCGUAGAGAUAAAGGGAUGUAUCAAUGUUUGGUGAGGAGCGACAAGGAAAACGCGCAGGCAACCGCGGAAUUGAAACUGGGAGAUACGCUUCCAGAAUUGCAAUACACUUUCAUCGAGCAAGCACUAAGGCCAGGACCACCUGUGUCUUUACGAUGUUCGGCAACUGGUUCGCCACCACCGUCCUUCACGUGGCUACUCGAUGGUGAACCAUUAAGUGAAAUUGCAGCUGGACAUAGAUACGCUAUAGGACAAUAUGUCGAUCAAUCCGGAGACGUUAUCAGUCAUCUAAACAUAUCGUCCGCUGGAACGGAAGACGGUGGACUUUAUGCUUGCGUAGCUUCCAACACAUUGGCAAAAGUGGAACACGAAGCUAGAUUAAACAUAUAUGGACCACCCUAUAUCCGAUCGAUCGGUCCUGUACGUGCUAUAGCUGGUAUGGAUAUGACUAUAACUUGUCCUUAUUCCGGAUACCCAAUCACGACGGUUGAGUGGUCGCGUGGUGGCGUUGAACUACCAUUGGACAUAAGACAUCGCGUGGACAGCGGUGGUCAUUUAACUAUCGGUCACGUUGAUCCAAAUGAUGCUGGUACUUAUACUUGCAAAGUACGAGCUCGAUCGGGAGAAACAGCCAGUAGGGAUAUCCGACUCACCGUGAGCAGUCCACCCGUUAUGAGUCCCUUCAACUUUCCUUCGAACUUGCAAGAAGGUAGUCGAGCUCAAGUCACUUGUAGCGUCAUAUCAGGCGAUCUUCCUAUUUAUUUUUCUUGGUUGAAAGAUGGUGAGCCUUUGCCUUCUUCUCUUCGAAUCGAAGAGAGAGGUGCUGAAUUCUUCAGUCUAUUAGUCUUCAAAGAACUUUCGUCUCGGCAUAGUGGCAAGUAUACUUGCGUAGCAACGAACAACGCGGCCAAGGUCAAUCAUACCGCCGAAUUAUUAGUCAAAGUGCCACCGCAAUGGAUCUUCGAGCCACAAGAUGUAGCAACUCUUCUUGGCAACCAGUUGAACGUUCAUUGCGAGGCCAAAGGCUUCCCACCACCUCUCAUCGCAUGGCUUCGCGCCAGAGGCAGAACUUCCAACGAUUAUCAACCCCUAGUUGAUGGUCUCAAUGGUAGACUAACUAUAUUACCUAAUGGAUCUUUAUGGACAGCGUCUGCGGGACCGCAAGAUGAAGGUCAUUAUCUUUGUCGAGCUAACAACGGUAUUGGGUCUGGAUUAAGCAAAGUGAUUUAUGUUUCUGUACAUGAACCCGCGAGAUUCGAAUUUCAAAGUAAAAACGUGACGAUUCGUCGAGGCGAAUCUGUCACUUUAGAUUGCACGGUAAUUGGUGACAAUCCGAUAGAAGUACAAUGGAUGCAUAAUAGCGAUCGAUUGGAUACGAAUAGUCACAGGCUUAGUAUCAGCCAAAUAAAAACUGACAAUGGUUUGAAAUCUCAAUUAUCUAUCAGUAGUAGCGAUCGACAAGAUUCUGGUGUCUAUAGAUGUACUGCUAAUAAUGCAUAUGGUAGAAGCGAGCAUCUUAUCUAUCUAGCUGUACAAGAGAGACCCGAUCCACCUGCUUCUCUUGAAGUCAUAGAAAUUGGAUCACGAUCUAUAAGAUUGUUAUGGAAAAAGGCUUUUGAUGGGAAUAGUCCUAUAAGAAAUUACGUCAUACAAUAUCGAUCUCUUAGUCAUGGUAUAAACGACGAUUGGAAUCCUGCGAAAACUCACAAUGUUUCUUACUCACCAGGAAAUCCUAACAUUGCAACCAAUGCUAUACAUCCAACGCAAAAUGGCCUGUCACCGUUUGAAACAACGAGCGACGAUCAAGAGGUAGCCCUGGUCGGUGGUCUUCAUCCCGCAGUCACCUAUACUUUUCGAGUAUUCGCAAUAAAUUCUAUCGAUGCUAGUGCUCCUACUGAACCUGUAGUAGCUAAGACUCAAGAAGAAGCACCUACUGAACCUCCACAAAAUAUCAAAGUACAAUCGGCAGGACCUGGAGAGCUUGUAGUUAGCUGGCAACCACCUCCUAAGGAAUCAUGUAAUGGAGACCUUUUGGGCUACAUAGUAACUUGGUCGGAACAUUCAUCCUCGACAUCGGGUGUAAAUCAAAGCAAAAGCCUUACGGUGAAUGGCUGGGCAACCACGAAAGUACAGCUCACUGGUCUGAGAAAAUUUACCAAGUAUGACAUAUCAAUCAGGGCUUUCAAUAGCAUAGCUAGUGGCCCGAGUAGUGCGCCUAUAGUUGGAACUACUCAGGAAGGAGUACCAGAAACACCUCCUACACAAGUCACAUGCGUUGCACUGUCUUCUCAAUCCGUUAAAGUAUCUUGGAACGCACCACCUCCUCAUCAGCAUGGCGGAAUUAUUCAAGGAUAUAAAGUUUAUUACAGACCAGUGCCUACUGAUAACAUGGAUAUUUCAACGGUGGGUGAAGUAAAACGAACAUCAAGCAUAGAAACUUAUCUGCACACCUUGUAUAAAUAUACAAACUACUCUAUCAGAGUCCUGGCAUACACGGGAGCUGGCGAUGGUGUAUUGAGCCAACCAAUUUAUUGUAUGACAGAAGAAGAUGUUCCUGGACCUCCAGCAGGCAUCAAAGCUUUAGCAUUAACUGCAGAAAGUAUACUAGUAUCAUGGUUACCACCUUUACAACCUAAUGGCAAUGUAUCCAAGUACACCGUUUACAGCAGAGAAGCUGGUUCCAGUAAUCACAAUACUCAUACUAUGCAUGAACCUCCAUCAUCACCAACUGAUACUCUUACCAUGGAGUUACGUGGUCUAGUUGAAAGACAGCUAUACGAAUUCUGGGUAUCUGCAACGACUGGCCUUGGAGAAGGGGAAGCAACUACUAUAGUAACGCAAACGACAAAUACCAGAGCACCUGCAAGAGUAGCUUCGUUUUCGCAACUCUUAAGAAGGGCUGUCAAAUCAUCAAUCACGUUAUCUUGUUUGGUUGUUGGCAAUCCUACACCACGCCCAAUUUGGACUUACAGAAAUGGUCAAGUAUCAACUGGCAGGCACUACGAAUAUACGCCUGAUGGUCAUCUCCAUAUAUGUGCGCUAGAACAAUCUGUAGCUGGAAAUUAUUCUUGCUCUGCUAAUAAUCAAUUUGGUGAAGAUUCUAUAACUUACACAUUAGUAGUGGUCAUGCCACCGAGAUCACCAACCUUGGAACUUCAGUAUACAACAACAAAUAGCAUAAGACUUCGAUGGAAUCAUCCUGACAAUGGUGGUGCUACUAUUCAAGGAUAUGUGUUAAGUUACAAGAGAGAUCAAGGUGGUUGGGAAGAAAUAGCAUUAUCUCCGGAACAAACCGAGUUCAUACUAACCGGCUUAAAAUGUGGAUCAUCAUAUCUGGCUCAUCUAACUGCUCAUAAUCGUGUUGGCACUGGAGAUCCAAGUUCAUUGAUAAGUGCAACAACUAAAGGAACUGCUCCCUUGUUACCGAAAGAACGAGAUAUCAUCUCAGCGAAUGGAACUUCCGUAAAACUAAACUUAUUAUCCUGGCCAACCGGAGGAUGUCCAAUUCAAUACUACACUGUUGAAUAUCGUAGACGUAUUAAUACCGAAUUAUGGAUCUUAGUAGCUAGUAGGGCUACCGAAAAUCUUGUAAUAAGAGAUUUAAAAACUGCCUCAUGGUAUAGCUUGCGUUUAACUGCACAUAACGAUGCUGGAUCUACGCAAACUCAAAUGGAAUUUGCGACGACUACGUUAAGUGGAGUAAGUAUUGGACCACCAAAUGAUCUGAUCAUGGAAGACGAUGUAAAGAAGAGUAUACCAAACCACAAAGUACUCUAUGUCGUCGUACCAUUAGUCUGUGCUAUCAUCCUCAUCAUAUCAGCUAUCAUCCUAGGAUAUGUCAUGCUCAAACGUAGCGGCAGGUCCAAUUAUCUGGGGGAGAUUCUGCCUGGUCAACAACAACAGCAACAAACUGGACUUGGUUUGGUGCAACAACAACAACACCAACAACAUCACCAUCUAUCAAGCUGUAUGUCUACGGUGCAACUAAAGUCUACGGCAGAACGAGACAACAGACGUAAUCAUCAAGUAUACACGAGUUCACCGGUUAAACAAGAAAAUCACAAAUCAAAUGAUCAUGGAUCAGAAAUGUAUGAAAUCAGCCCAUACGCAACGUUCAGUGUACCAGGAAGAGAAAAUCGUUCUGUGACAACGGCAACGUUAGAUUAUACGAUGCAAUUUAAAACGUUUGGUCAUCUCGAGAAUGAGGACAUCAAUACUAUCGAUUAUGAAAGAUCCAGCGUAGAUUUUGAAAGGUCCAAAACUCCUAGGUGGCAUAAACAACGAUACUUCCCGAGCAUCGCUGAAGCUGAGAGCAAACUUCGUUCGAGUCGACAAGGUUCCGGUAGUGAUACUUCCGGUAGUCCUUGUGGCGAAUGUGCCGGGCCUAGUUACAGAGUGCCGGUCAAACCUUGUAGAGAUGUAUUUUCACGAGGUGUGGAAUCGAGCACGGAAUCUAACAACGAAGGUUCACCAUCGCUCGCGAGACGACGAAGCCGACAACCGAGCCGGUCCACUCGCAGUUCGGUGGAGGACAUGACGCUGUUGCCGCCAAGCGGGUUCAGCGACAGCCGUGAAUUGAGCGACGUGGAGUGCGAUCGUGACCGUGAUCGUGAUCAUGAGCGUGAGCGUGAUUGGCAGGGCCUGUCCGUCGGGGCCCGCCAUGGCGGCAGCUUGGGUAGACUCCCAAUUGAAGCCGUCGAAACUAUGCUCGCUAGGUACCAACAAAGGAAGGAACAAGAGAGACAGGAGUUCACCAUACACGUAUGAUCCAGAUUCGUUGGCACAACCAAGAAUCUUCGUGGGACGAUGUGAUGAAUCAUCAUCGUUGAAAUUUCAUCAUUCUUUAGGAAAAAAGUAAUUCGUCGGCCGGGUGUCUCUCCGAUUCCCCCUCGGAUGAUAGUAAAAUAUAGUAUAGUUUCGAUGUAAAAGAUGAUACUUUUUAAUUAUCGUUCGUAAAAUUCGAGAGAGUGAGAAAAAAAAAGAAAGAAAGAAAGAAAGAAAGAAAGAAAUAAGGAAAGAAAGAGAGAGAAAGAGAGAGAGAGAGAGAGAGAGAGAGAGAGAAAGAGACAGAGAGAGAAGUAUGACGACGUGCGAAUCAAGUGCAAUUCGACCGUUUAUAUUUGCAACGUGAGAACAAAAGAAAAAAAGAAAGAAAGAAGAAAAAGAGAGAGAGAGAAAGAGAAAGAGAGAAAGAGAGAGAAAUAGAGAUAGAUAAAGAAAAAAAGAAUUUAAAAAAGACGAUCUUCGUAUUACUGCCGUCACGUUGAUACAUUUUUUAAUCUACAUACACCACACACACACACACACACACACACACAUAUUUUACGUAAAUCUCUAUUCGAAAUGAGUAAAAACGCGCGAAUUUAAAAUGCGCGAGUAUACUUAAGACGAGCAAUGCGAUCUGGAAAGUAUCAAGGUGACUUUGAAAAUGAACAGACUGUCUUUUGUUUGUAAUUUACAUUUGCUACUAACGAUUUAAAAGAAAAAAGAAAAAGAGAAAAAAAGAAAAGAAAAAGAAAAAACGGAGAAAAAAAAAUAAAAAAAGGAUAAACAUAAAUAAUAUAUCGUCUAAUAUUUUAUCGCCGUUAUAUACUAUAUAUAUCGCGCGUCGAGAUCAAUUUUCAUUUUCUCGAAUCUAUCCGCACGAGAAUAAUUCUUCCAAAUAUACGCGAGGGUGAGUGGGUGUGUGUAUGUAUGUAUGUAUGUAUGUGUAUACCGAUGAUAUAUUUAUCAUCCUCAUGACGACGAUCGAUCGAUCGAACGCGUCCUGUAGAUGUUAGGAUAUGGCCAGGCCAUCUCUUUAUUGUACAAUUAUAAAUUACGCUAUUACAAUAAUAAUAAUAAUUACAAUAAUAAUAAUAAUAAUAAUAAUAAUAAUAAUAAUAAUAAUAAUAAUAACAAUAAUAAUAAUAAUAAUAAUAAUAAUAAUAAUAUUAAUAAUAAUAAUAAUAAUAAUAAUAAUAAUAAUAAUAAUAAUAAUAAAAUAUCGAUAUAUUCAUAUGUUUGAAUUCUGUAUAGUUUUAUCGCGUUUCUUCGUUUUUACUGCCACAAAAAGACGAAUGUAAAAGAUAUAUCGAUUAUUUAAUAACACAAUACUCGUCAUGGCGUUGAGGCGAAGCUAAUUCGAAAAAUUGAUGAUAAUAAUAUAAUUAUCGAGUUAAGGUAAAGCUAAAGUGUAAAUAAAAAAAGAAAGAAAGAAAAUAAAUAUGAAAAAUUUUCGAACGCAAUAGACACGAAAAAAAGAGAGAGAAAGACAGAGACAAAUAAGAAAAAAAAGCAAGCAAGAAAGACGGUAAUGCACUUGUGAAUUUCUCUUAAUGCGACUUUCACUUUACGAUUUGAAUUUUGUUUCUUAGCAUUCUUCACGAUGAAUGAAUGACUCUCAUAAAUAAAAAAAGAAAAUCUGAAUGCUAAACGAUUAUGUUAAUUUCCGAUUGUGAACUUUGUUAUAAAAAGAAAAGAAACAAACAAAAAAAAUUGAAGCGAGAGAAAGAAAGAAGAAAUGAAACGAAACGAACGAACAAAACGAUCAUGAUCAUGUCAAAAGGUAAUUUGUAGGCGUAUCGAUAGUACUUCUAUCUUUGUAUGUAUGUACAUACAAAACGAAUAGGAUCCUACGAGUCUGUGUGAACUGUCAAGCGUAUACAUAUAUAUAGUGUCUUGAAAAGAAAAAGAAGAAAUUAAAAAAAAAAAAGAAAGAAAAAAAAUAAUAACUCAUAAAACGAAUAUGUGAAAGUUUAUCAAACUGAAAAAUGCCAUUGAAUUUGUAGCGACCGAUAUGGACGAUUUCGAAAGCAUUGCACAACAUUAUGGCCAAUUAAUUAUAUAUAUUUAAUAUACAUAUAUAUAUAUAUAUAUAUAUACACACACUUAUACAUAUAAAUAUUCGGUCCUCCGGUUUAUUGCUGCGACAAAGUGAGACUGAGGCGAACUAAUUACGCUUAUUAGUUCAUUUCUGCCAAAGGAUCCUUCAAAUUUGCUCGUCUGUGAGGAAUUCACAUUCUAUAAUAAUGGAGGCAUGCUCUGUAUUAUUUAUGAUGUAUAUCCUUUGCUUUGCGAAAAAAACAAAGGAAAAAACAACAUAAAAAAGAAAAAGAGAAAGAGAAAGAGUGAGAAAGAGAGAGGGAGAGAGAGAGAGAGAGAGGGAGAGAGAGAGAGAGAAAAGACUCGCAAACGCGCGUAAUAAAUACAAAAUACAAACUGCCAAAAAUAAAAAAAAAUAAAAGAUCAAUCGACAAGACAGGGUGAAUGAUACUUAUCGAAUUAAAAAAUACAUCCUCCUGAAUGUCGAUACUAUACAAAUUUUAUGUUCAUACACGCAGAUUAUAUCUGUACGUAUAUGAAAAUUACAGUUCCUUCGUUUUUUCGAAACUUUUCAUCUAUAAAUAUCUUAGUAUAUCUGUAAGCGUACUAUCAACUGUAUGUGCUCCUAUUUUUAUUUUAUUUAUUUAUUUAUUUAUUUAUUUAUUUAUUUAUUUAUUUAUUUAUUCAUUUAUUUGUAUUAUUACUUUUUUCUUAACGACAAGUCUGAUAAUAUACUCUCGAUAUACUAUACUUUGAGAUAGUUUUAUCGACCAAUUUAUAUAUUAUAUAGAUAUGUACACAAUAUACAGCGAAUAAUAUUCAGUAUAUCGAAAAAUAAGACGAUUUCCUCAUUCGCUCUUCAUCCUCGUCCAAGAUCGCCAAAACAAAGUCGUAUUAAACUUUGAUAUACUUCGAGUAUAAAAGUUUUUUGUUUUCUAAUAUCGACUUCCCUAAACGUAAAACUUUCAUAUCGUAGCGUAUUACAGAGUAUGCCUCUUACGUGUUUUAAAGCGCCAUGUAUGAUAAAUAGAAGUUAAGAAAACAUCGAUUAAAAUAAAAAAUAAAAUAAAAAAAUAAUAAAAAAAAAAGAAAGAAAAUUAAGCUAAGUUUUAUCGAGGGGAACGACGAGAGGAACCACAGACAUCUCUGCAGAUGGUGCUCAAUUAUAAUAAAUGAUUAAUUAUAAGAUACUAUAACGAAAGAAUGUUGUUAUUAUUUUCUAGAAAGUACUUUGUAGAUACGAUUCCAUAUUGACGAUUUCGAUUUCGUACGAAUUCCUUCGAAUUUUAAUAUUUAUCAUGAACGAUAUGCGUAGCGAUGUAAUAUCCUUCAAUUCCUUUUCUUUGUUUCUGUUUUUUCUUUUUUUUUUUUUCUUUUUUUCUCUAAAGCGAAACUGUAAACUUCACAUUUAAUAAAUCCUAUAUGGGUACAUAUACCUGUAUGCGUAUUACGAUCGCGUCUAACGUGAAAACAAAGCAAAAAUAAAAAUAAAAAAAAGAUCUGUGACAUAGCGUAGCUAUGACGGACGAAUAAAAACUAGUUAUACACGAAA